Monoraphidium neglectum is the source of this 3921-nucleotide messenger RNA. RefSeq lists its product as hypothetical. The transcript has 7 exons. Gene Ontology annotation, cellular component: endoplasmic reticulum; SNARE complex. Bases 1 to 3921 code for a protein of 1306 amino acids. The record is from RefSeq and is a predicted model, not a curated record. Gene Ontology annotation, molecular function: SNAP receptor activity. NCBI's taxonomy places the organism in Eukaryota, Viridiplantae, Chlorophyta, Chlorophyceae, Sphaeropleales, Selenastraceae. Gene Ontology annotation, biological process: retrograde vesicle-mediated transport, Golgi to endoplasmic reticulum.
AUGGGGCCCCAGCCGGGUGGACAGCCAGCCCUGCCUCCCGUGGGCCCCGACGAGCAGCAGCUGUCUGCGGCCGCUGGAAGCGUGGCUAGUGAUGGGUGGCGUGCCAUAGAGCGGCUGGCGGCCAGCGACGGGUCUUCUGGCGAGAUCGAGACUAUCGCGCACAUCCAGGACAUCUUCAGGCACUUUAGAGCGCUGCUGAGUGACCUGAAGAUGGCAGUUGAUGAGCAAGAGACGCCGGAAGAGCAGCUUCGGAUGUCCCACCACUUGGCACACUACCAGGCCGAGUAUGACAGGGCGCAGGAGGCGUUCAGGGAUGCCAAGCUAGCGCUGCAGCGCACGCGGGAGCUGGCGUACAUGCGGCAGCAGCGCGCCGAGCUGAUCGGCUCGCUGGACUACUCGGCGCGGCAGCGCAAGUUCCAGUCAGAGCAGGAGCUGCUGCAGGGCCACGAAGACGUCACCGCGGCGCUGCGGCGGACGCGCCAGCUGAUGAUGCAGAAUGUGGAGCAGCAGCACGGCAACCUGUCUGUCCUAGACACCACCAACGUGAAGCUGGCGAACACCCGCGACGAGCUGCAGGGGCAGAAGCAGGUUUUCAAGCAGUCGCACGGGCUGCUGGGCUCGCUCAAGCGCCAGGCGACAGCUCAGUGGGUCUGGGUGUUCAUCGCCCUGGGCAUCUUCAGUUCCGUCGUGGUGUACGUCGGCAUCAACCGCACCCCCGUGGCAGUGAAGGACGGCGUCAUGGCCGCGGUGCGCUCGCCGCUGAGCAGCCUGGGCGCGCUGUUGGGCGGCCGCGGCGGGCCGCGCUUCGAGGAGGAGGAGCCCUGGGAAGACCAGUGGCCGGACGCGCAGAAGCCGCCGCCAGGGGAGCAGCGGUGGCAGCAGUGGCAGCGGGAGAAGGAGCAGCGGGAGCAGCAGCAGAAGCGGCCGGCGGACCCCUGGGAGGACGCCAAGUGGCUGGACGCCGACGCUCCCGGCAACGAGCGAGUCCAGAGGGAAGGCGGCCGCAUCUGGGAGGCCGGCCGCGGCGCGGACGCAGCCGGCGCGGACGCAGCCGGCGCCGGCGGCGUGAUCUUUUCGGCCCCGCAGCAGCAGCAGGGGCCGACGGGCGGCGGCGGCGGCGGCGGCUACGCGGGCGGCGCGGCGACUGACGUGUACAGCUGGCAGCCGGAGCCCGUGACCGAGCCCGAGCAGCCGGCGACGCCCCUGCAGGUGCCGAAGGCGCGAGGAACGCUCGACGACCUGCUGGGCCCGCCGGCUGGCGGCGAGCCUGCGCGCGGCGGCACUCCGCAGCCGAGCGCGACGGAGGCAGCCUCGGUGGUUGACUCACCCCCGCCGGCCGCGCCCAGCCCUCAACAGGAGGAGCAGCCGCAGGCGCUGAGCCAGGAGCAGCGGCGGAGGCUGGAGGACGAGGUGGAGCGGAUUAAGGCUGAGUAUGAGGAGCCGGCGCGGCUGCUGGUGCAGCUGCAACAGCAGCAGGAGCAGCCAGAGCAGCAGCUAGAGCAGCUGCAGGGCCAGCAGCAGCAGAAGCCCAACCUGUCAUUGGAGCCUGAGCAACGGCAGGCGCUGCUUGACAGUGAGGUCGAGCGCAUCAGAGCGGAGUACGCUGAGCCUGCACGUCUGAUCGAGCAGCAGCUGCAGCAGCAGCAGCAGCAGCAGCAGCAAGAGCCAACAGCAAUAGACGAGCUCGCGGCGACCCCGUCUGCCGGUGAUACCGCGGCCGCGGAUGUUGAGGCCAAGGCGGCCCCCACCUCACAGCCUAACUGGGAUGGCAACGCACACGCGGCCCAGGAGGCCGCUACCAGUGAAGCAGCUUCCCGGCAACCUCCUUCAGUUGGAGAGGCAAUCGCGGAGGCAGCAUCGGCAGCACCGGCGGCUCCGCAGACACCAGUGGCUAAGCCGGCGACCCCAGUGGCAUCGGCUGCUCAGGAAGCAGCCGAGGGUGCAGCUGGAGGGCAGGCGGCUCGGGAGGCUGUGCCAAACGAUGAGGCGGCAGGCGAUCAGGCUUCUCAGGAGGCGGCUGCUGCCGAGCCAGCACCAGGGGAGGCUGCAGUGGCCGCCACAGCGGCAGCAGAGGCCCAGCAGGUGGCCGGGGAAGCAGCAGCAGCUGAGCAUGCCGUGCAGGAUGCGGCACCUGAAGCCGAGGCGGCAGCAGGCGAUGCCGAGGCAACAGUGGCAAAGGAGGCGGCACAGGAGGCGGGAGUGGCUGCCGACAACGCAGCCCAAGAGGCUUCAGCAGCAGAACAUCCGGCACACGACGCGGAGGCAGCCGCCAAGGAGGCAGCCGCCGAGCAGGCGGCGCGGGAAGCUGCAGCAGCUGAGCGGUCAGUGCAGGAGGCAGCAGCUGCUGCCGAGGCAGCUGCAGCUGAACAGGCGGCGCGGGAGGCGGCAGCUGCCGCCGAGGCAGCCGCUGCUGAGAUGGCGGCUCAAGAGGCUGCAGCAGCAGAACGAGCAGCACAGGAAGCGGCGGCAGCGGCUGAGGUUGCAGCAGCUGAGCAGGCUGCGCGGGAGGCAGCCGCCGCUGAGAAGGCGGCUCAAGAGGCUGCAGCAGCAGAACAAGCAGCACGGGAAGUGGCAGCAGCUGAGCAGGCGGCGCGGGAGGCGGCAGCUGCUGCUGAGGCAGCCGCUGCUGAGAAGGCGGCUCAAGAGGCUGCAGCAGCAGAACAAGCAGCACGGGAAGCGGCGGCAGCGGCUGAGGUCGCAGCAGCUGAGCAGGCUGCGCGGGAGGCAGCCGCUGCUGAGAAGGCGGCUCAAGAGGCUGCAGCAGCAGAACAAGCAGCACGGGAAGCGGCGGCAGCGGCUGAGGUUGCAGCAGCUGAGCAGGCUGCACGGGAGGCAGCCGCCGCUGCCGAGGCAGCUGCUGCUGAGAAGGCGGCUCAGGAGAAAGCGAUGGCGGAGCAGGCAGCCCGAGAGGCGGCAGCGGCGGCCAAGGCUGCAGAAGCCGAGCGCGCAGCCCUCGAGGCUGCGGCAGCAGCUGAAGCGGCUGCCGCUGCGUCCGAGCAGGCGGCUCGCGAGGCAGCAGCGAUUGCCGAGGCCGCAGCUGCUGAGAAAAAGGCCCGGGAUGCGGCGGCGGUACAGCCCCCCGCUCGCGAGGCGGCACCCGUGCCGGCUUUGGGAGUGCGUGCGCAGGCGCUCGAGGGCAUCAAGCAGCGCCGGCACAAGGUAGCCUCGAGCCUGCUCGCGUCGCUCAGCGGCGGCGCCAAGCAGGCCGGGGCUGCGGCAGCCGCGGCGAGCGGCGACCCACUGCGCGUGGACCCAGCUGCUGUCCCAUCGCGGCGGCUGCUGUGGGUGGAUGAGGGCUCGCUCGACGGGCCGCUGGAAGACGAGCGGUCGCCGCCGCCCCCGCCCCCGCUGUUUCUGCAGGGGCAACGGCAGCAGCAGCAGCAGCAGCAGCAGCAGCAGCAGCAGCAGCAGCGCACGGGCAGCGGCUGGCGCCUCCUGCCGACCUUCCUGCCCGGCGCGGCCGCCGAUUCUUCCGCGAACGCCCGCGCUUUCACAGCUCGCGCGGCCGCCGGGGAGCAGCGGUUGCCGCAGGCGGACCCGCUACAAGCGGAUCUGCAGGACUUCCCCCAGAUCAAGAUGAGCUUGCUGCCAGGGGAUGAGGAGUUUGAGGGAGCCCACGUUGAGGCGCUGCUGGCAGAGCAAGAGGCGGCGAUGGCUGCCGCCGGCGACGACGAGGAAGGCGCCGGCGGCUAUGCCGAGGCGGGCGCGGCCGGCGACGACCUGGACGAGGAAGUCAGGCGGAAGCUGCGGGCGCUGCGCUUGCGGCGCGGCGGCGGCGGGGAGGGCGGCGCGGGCGGCGACGAGGACGACGAUGGGGAUGAUGGGGAUGAUUACCCUUAUGGGGAGGAUGAUCUUGAGGGGGACGCGGAUGACGACGGGGCGGAGGCCACAGGGCGACAGGACAGAGACGGUGAGCUGUAG